CUCCGCGAUGGUGGGUCCCGCGGCCAGAGGCGCGUCUACGCCGAAGACCCGCGCGAUGUGGCGGCUGCAGGUCGUGCUGGGCCACCUGAGCGGCCGGCCCGACUCGGGCCCCGCGCCGCAGGCCGCGCGCUGCUUGGGCGUCUCCCCGCGCGCCUCGGCCUCGGACGUGGUGGUGGUGCACGGGCGGCGCACGGCCAUCGGCAAGGCGGGCCGCGGCGGCUUCAAGGACACCACCCCCGACGAGCUCCUGGCGGCCGUGCUGACCGCGGUCCUGCAGGACGUGAGGCUGCGGCCGGAGCAGCUGGGGGACAUCUGCGUGGGGAACGUGCUCCAGCCGGGGGCCGGGGCCAUCAUGGCCCGGAUCGCGCAGUUCCUGAGUGGCAUCCCGGAGACUGUGCCCUUGUGCACCAUCAAUAGACAGUGCUCCUCAGGGCUGCAGGCCCUGGCCAACAUAGCUGGCGGCAUCAGAAAUGGGUCCUACGACAUCGGCAUGGCCUGUGGGGUGGAGUCCAUGUCCAUGGCUGAACGAGGGAACCCGGGAAACAUCACUUCACGCCUGGUGGAGAACGAGAAGGCCAGAGACUGCCUGAUGCCCAUGGGGAUAACCUCGGAGAACGUGGCGGAGCGGUUCGGCAUUUCCAGGGAGAAGCAGGACGCCUUCGCGCUGGCCUCGCAGCAGAAGGCGGCGAGAGCCCAGAGCAGGGGCUGCUUCCGAGCCGAGAUCGUGCCGGUGACGACCACGGUGCGCGAUGACAAGGGCGGCAGCAGGAGCGUCACGGUGGCUCAGGACGAGGGCAUCCGCCCGGGCACCACCAUGGAGGGCCUGGCCAAGCUCAAGCCUGCCUUCAAGGACGGCGGCUCCACCACGGCCGGAAACUCGAGCCAGGUGAGUGAUGGGGCGGCCGCCGUCCUGCUGGCACGGAGGGCCAAGGCUGAGGAGCUGGGCCUUCCCAUCCUGGGUGUGCUGAGAGCCUACGCCGUGGUCGGGGUCCCGCCUGACAUCAUGGGCAUCGGGCCGGCCUACGCCAUCCCUGCAGCUUUGCAGCAAGCAGGGCUGACGGUGAAGGACGUGGAUAUCUUUGAGAUCAACGAGGCCUUUGCCAGCCAGGCCGUCUACUGCGUGGAGAAGCUGGGAAUCCCCCCUGAGAAAGUGAACCCUCUGGGGGGCGCGGUGGCCUUGGGCCACCCCCUGGGCUGCACCGGGGCGCGCCAGGUCGUCACGCUGCUCAACGAGCUCAAGCGCCGUGGGAAGAGGGCCUACGGGGUGGUGUCCAUGUGCAUCGGGACCGGGAUGGGGGCCGCUGCUGUGUUUGAAUACCCUGGGCACUGAGCGAGGCCCUGGCCCGAGACGCCGCCCAGCCGCAGGAGAGCAGUCGACAGUAGCCCAGCGCGGGGACCAGCAUCGGAGGAGGGGCCCAGUGAAGGCCCUGCGCUCACGGGAAGACGUGCGCCUGGACGGCUCAGCGCAGCAGUGCGUGGCGGGCGCUCAGGCCCUCUGCGGGGCCGGCGCAAGCCAGCCGGGGUGGUCGGGGCGCCCCUCCGGGAUGCGCGGACGCAGUAAACGUGGUCGCUUUCC
Molecule: messenger RNA, 1576 nt
Organism: Lepus europaeus (European hare)
Lineage: Eukaryota; Metazoa; Chordata; Mammalia; Lagomorpha; Leporidae
Gene: ACAA1
Product: acetyl-CoA acyltransferase 1
Exons: 12
Coding region: 8-1330 (440 amino acids)
Biological process (GO): phenylacetate catabolic process; fatty acid beta-oxidation
Cellular component (GO): peroxisome
Molecular function (GO): acetyl-CoA C-acyltransferase activity
Source: RefSeq, a predicted model, not a curated record